AUGAUCCGCGCUAUUCUUGUUGCUCAAUGCCAUGAGAAAUCUCAACGAGUGCCUUCUGGAUGCAGUUGGGUGGCCAUCACCAAUGAUCACAGAGCGGGUGUUGUCCAUGUGUCGCACUCGGAGAAAGGAGCGGAGCAAGCCAUUCGGCGAGAACUGGAACAGACCAUAGCCAACGUUUCGCCGCCUAGACGAGUGCCUUGGGCGUCUAUGGGAUGGUAUCCUGAAACGCUUCGAAAGGUGCGCGAAAUAUUGCAUGGACACAAUCUGCAUGUGAUGGGUGAAUUGGUUCAGAUCCGUGCGUCAUCCAGAGGAGCCGUGCUAAGGAUCAAGACGAAUGAGAGCGAUUACUACUUAAAAUGCAGUACAUCCACGUCGAACGAUGCUGGAGUCACGUCAAUAAUGUCUCGCGUUGCUCCAGAUCUUGUCGCCAAGCCGUUAUUCGCAGAUGUGGAACGUCGUCAAAUGAUCCUUGUGGACCAUGGUGACGAGACUGGCUUCUGUGGAUUGGAUGGUGAAGGGCGUAAGCAGGUCGUAAGAGAUCUGGCGCGUCUGCACCGCGCAAGCGCAAAAGUGUUACCGGAUUUGUUGAAGGUCGGUCUACCAAGUUAUUCACCGCUGUGGAUGCGUGAGAACUUGAACUCACUUUUUCAGUGUAAGGAGCUUUUGUCCGUGCUAGAAACGGAACAAAUACAGAAGCUGUCGAGCCUCAAGGUGAAGCUGCAAGAUGAUCUGACGGAACUUGUUGAUUGGGAAAUGCCUAUUUGUUUGGUACACAAUGACACGAGCGACGGGAACCUUAUCAGGAAGAACGCCGAUGAGGGUCCAGGGGUCCGGUUUUUCGACUUUGACAGUUCUUUUGCGGGCCAUCCUUUGUUUGAUGUUGACUGGUGCAGCCGGGAAACCCUAGAGGUCUAUGCACAAGAAAUGGACAUAGCUGACAUUGACGGAUUGGUUAGGUUGAACAGGAAAGUAUUCGAUCUUGAGUGGCUCGUGCAAGCAUAUAGAUACUUGGACAUGGCUAGGGAAGCGGAAGACGGUGCUCCCCGGGAAGACGCCCUUCACUGGCUAGGAGACAGUGUUCGUACCUUGCUGUGGUGA
Messenger RNA from Chondrus crispus (carragheen), 1098 nucleotides. RefSeq lists its product as hypothetical. Bases 1 to 1098 code for a protein of 365 amino acids. The record is from RefSeq and is a predicted model, not a curated record. The transcript has a single exon. Lineage: Eukaryota; Rhodophyta; Florideophyceae; Gigartinales; Gigartinaceae.